AUGGAUGCUCAAGAACUUGCCUUCCCUGCGCUUACUUCCGCUAUCACACCUGACGCAACGUUUAUGCCAGACUUUCCAGACUUGACAGCUCGGCCCAUAUCGUGUAGGGAUGAACAGUCCAAGGGGACAAAGCGCACCAAAUCUUCCCCGAAGACAGACACUGCAUUGUCGACUGAUCUACUGGCUCCGAUUAGCGUGAUAGAGGGUGGAAUAUCUGGUGAGGAUUUAAAACCGCCUGGUCUGUCGUAUAUUGCAUUAAUUUCAAUGGCCAUUCAGUCCUCGAAAAACAAGCGAAUGCUUCUGUCGGAUAUCUAUUCCUGGAUUUCCGAGCGCUAUCCAUACUACAGGUUGAAGGACAAAAGCUGGAGAAACAGCAUCCGGCAUAAUUUGAGCCUCAACGAGUGUUUUGUCAAGAGCGGGCGAAGCGAAAACGGGAAGGGUAACUACUGGUCAAUCCACCCGGCAAAUAUGGAAGAUUUUUCUCAAGGCGAUUACCGCCGCCGACGAGCGAGGCGCCGGGUGCGAAAGUGCGACGAGGAUCUCCAACGAUUGUGUUCCGACGAACCAGAAACAGAAGAGAUUGAGCCUCCGCUUCCGCCGCCGACCACACACGCGGAGGGCUAUGUACCAAUGGCGUCAACGCUCGUUCCGGCGAACUUUCUUUCAGUAUUGGGCAUUGAACCAAUCAAAUCUUUUGACUAUUUGGUGCAAGGUAUGUACCGUCAUGGGGACGCACAGUUUCGAACGCCGUUAACGUCUGCGUACGAAUGUCAGGACCCUACGUGUGUUACAACAACAAAGGACUAUAAUAACUACACGGACAAUAACUUCCAACGGUCAUAUUUUCCGCAUUUCACAAGGUACGGAGACGGAGUCGCCCCAUUUACUCCGACGGAGUUUAAUCUAAAUGUGAACGUAAACGUCUGUGGAAACGGAUCGCAGCAGCUGAUGACACCUGGGCAAGCAAGUAGCGUCGUGACGUCGGAUACGGGGACGUGGCAUAGUGGAGCUGAGACUGACUGUUAA
Messenger RNA from Mya arenaria, 1026 nucleotides. RefSeq names its product forkhead box protein B1-like. The transcript has a single exon. The coding region runs from base 1 to 1026 and encodes 341 amino acids. The record is from RefSeq and is a predicted model, not a curated record. Gene Ontology annotation, biological process: anatomical structure morphogenesis; regulation of transcription by RNA polymerase II; cell differentiation. Gene Ontology annotation, molecular function: RNA polymerase II cis-regulatory region sequence-specific DNA binding; DNA-binding transcription factor activity, RNA polymerase II-specific. NCBI's taxonomy places the organism in Eukaryota, Metazoa, Mollusca, Bivalvia, Myida, Myidae.